Molecule: messenger RNA, 4361 nt
Organism: Toxotes jaculatrix (banded archerfish)
Lineage: Eukaryota; Metazoa; Chordata; Actinopteri; Toxotidae
Gene: hmgcs1
Product: 3-hydroxy-3-methylglutaryl-CoA synthase 1 (soluble)
Exons: 10
Coding region: 141-1688 (515 amino acids)
Biological process (GO): acetyl-CoA metabolic process
Molecular function (GO): hydroxymethylglutaryl-CoA synthase activity
Source: RefSeq, a predicted model, not a curated record
UUCAGAUUUCGGUACCGCUCAUAAACGACUUAGGCUCCAGGAAAUCCCGUUGCCCUUUCACCCAGUUUUACUGUCCUGUGUCUUUAUCUGGCGUCUGACUCCCAGACACAAGCUGUAUGUAGCUGUUCAGCCUGUUCAGGAUGCCAGGAUCAGCCCCAAUCAAUUGCUUGGGUCCAUGGCCCAAAGAUGUAGGUGUCAUUGCCAUGGAGCUGUACUUCCCGGCCCAGUAUGUUGACCAGGCUGAGCUGGAGCAGUUUGAUGGCGUGGCAGCUGGUAAAUACACCGUGGGCCUGGGCCAGGCUCGUAUGGGCUUCUGCUCAGACCGCGAAGACAUAAACUCUCUAUGCCUGACUGUGGUCCAGAGACUGAUGGAGAGAAACAACCUGUCCUACGACAGCGUGGGUCGACUGGAGGUCGGCACUGAGACCAUCAUUGACAAGUCCAAGUCUGUCAAGACAGUCAUCAUGCAGCUGUUUGAGGACUCAGGCAAUACAGAUGUGGAGGGCAUUGACACCACAAAUGCCUGUUACGGUGGGACAGCUGCGCUGUUCAAUGCUGUUAACUGGGUGGAGUCCAGCUCAUGGGAUGGGCGUUAUGCUUUGGUGGUUGCAGGGGACAUUGCUGUCUACGCCACAGGAAGUGCCCGGCCUACGGGGGGUGCCGGUGCAGUGGCCAUGCUGGUUGGGCCUAAUGCUCCUCUGGCCUUUGAACGAGGUCUGCGAGGAACUCACAUGCAGCAUGCCUAUGACUUCUACAAGCCUGACCUGGUGUCAGAGUACCCUGUGGUGGACGGCAAGCUGUCAAUAGAGUGCUACUUGAGUGCCUUGGACCGCUGCUACUCUGUGUAUCGCAACAAGAUCCACGCACAGUGGCAAAGAGAGGGUUCAGAGAAGCGCUUCAGUUUGGAGGACUUUGGCUACCUGGUCUUUCACUCCCCGUACUGCAAGCUGGUGCAGAAGUCAUUGGCCAGACUCAUGCUGAACGACUUCCUGAGCCACCCCAGCCCCAACACUGAGACGGGACCCUUCACAGGCCUUGACGCCUUCAGAGACUUACAGCCAGAAGAGACCUACUUUGACCGGGAUGUGGAGAAGGCCUUCAUGAAGGCCAGUGCAGAUCUGUUUGAGAGGAAGACAAAACUCUCCCUGUUGAUCUCCAACCAGAACGGAAACAUGUACACCCCCUCAGUCUACGGCUGCCUGGCAUCGCUCAUUGCACAACACACACCUGCACAGAUGGCAGGACAGAGGAUUGGUGUUUUCUCCUACGGUUCAGGAUUUGCUGCUACUCUGUACUCUCUCCGAGUCACACAGGACCACACACCCGGAUCUGCUCUGGACAAACUCGUGUCCAGCCUGAGUGACCUGAAGGUCAGACUGGACUCAAGGAAGAAGGUCUCACCGGGUGUCUUCUCUGAGAACAUGAAGCUGAGAGAGGAGACUCACCACUUAGCCAGCUACGUCCCUCGUGGCCCAGUGGAGGAUCUGUUCCCAGGGACAUGGUACCUGACGCGAGUGGAUGACAAAUACCGCAGGGAAUACGCCCGCAGACCUCUGGACCAUGACCUGCCAGCAGAGCCAGAGCUUGUUCGCUCCAGCACUUCCGCCGAGCACAUCCCGAGUCCAGCCAAGAAGAUGCCUCGCAUCCCCGCAGCCACCGCGAGCCCUGAGGCUGCCGUCAGCAACUGAGAGCACUCAUCUUACCUCUGAGAGGUAGACAACUCCAAUACCUAGACGACAGUAGAGGUCAGAAGGGCCACCUCCCAAAUCAUUAUACGUUAAGCUUAAUUAGGUCUGUGUCAUUAAAGUGUUGACUGGAGGCCUGUGGACAGCUAGGGAUGCUCCUGUGUCCUGCCUGUGCCCAUCCCAUCACCGCCCCCCCCCAAAAAAAAAAAACAUAUAACACUUUCAGACAGUAAAAUCCAUAUGUGACCUCAGAGUUUAUUUUCAUCACAAUAAUCGUUUGUUUCAGAGUUUACAUUUUUACAUGUUUCCUUUUUGCAUAUGUGCAAAAUGGACAGUAAGUAGUUUGUUUGGGAGGAGCACAGGCAGAUGUUUGAGUUCAACAAGCAGACUUCCUGCUGGCAGCUGGCAGCCAGUGACAGGAAGAGGAAAUGAACAUAAUUAACGUGGCUUCAGGCCUCCUGCUGAUUAAAAGAACAAAGGGAAGUGGGCCUCAACUGUGCUUAUAUAUCAUAAUAGUGCUGCUGCUGCUGCUGCUAAAAUGGCUGCCACGGCAACCCAGCCUGAAACAGAACUCGUACCCCCACCGCCGCUGCCGCCACCACCCUCUGCUGUUUGUGUUCAAUACCUCAGUUUUCUAUGAAGAGAGACGCGAUCAGUCUUCUACAGGACUCUGCAGUUUCAUCACAUCAGCCUGUGACCAAACAUCAGGAAUGAGUGAUGCUCCACCCAGAAGGCUUUCAGCUCACACACUUUGGCUGGAGUCUUAACUGCUGUCAGCUGCUGUAGCUGAGCUGAUGUGGUCUCACUCAAACACAAGACCAAUAUCCUAGAUACAUGUUAAACGGAAGCUAAUACUGAUGUCAGCUUAGUUUUUUUUUUCUGUCUGCCUCUCUUUGCCAAGAAAACAUCUAACUGUGUGAGUAGCUGUUGCUGUUGUGCGUCUUCAGCUCUGACUGUUUUCAACGUCUGUCAUAAAACAGCUUGAUUAGAUUCACUGUGACCUCGAUGUUAUAACAAACACUGUCUGGAUUCAUCUCAAUAGAGGGAAAAAAAAAUUAAUUAGGUUUUUCCAAACCACUUUGCAAUGCCACAGGUGAUGUCUGUACCUUUUCACCACCACUACAUGCAUAUUAACAUGUACACUCACAGUUUAUCAGCAUGGAGAAAGUAAAGCUAGUUUGGGAAAGUGUUGCCGUGACAGCGUUAUCUACUGCAGUCGUCAUGUUGCAGCGAGUGUCAGGUCCUCUUCCUGUAAUGUUGCUUAGCUGGAGAACACACAGCCAAUAGUGUUUGGCCGAUAUCAACUAAAAAAAAAAAAAUUAAAAAAAACAAAACACUAGUGUCAUCCGUUAAAAGUGCAAUCAGGAUUGUUUAUACUGGAGGUGUUUUUAAUAUUUUUAUAUAAAUGAAAUGAACACUUCUCUUUCUCCACCUCUCUGAAACGACUCAAGGUUCAGCACAAACUGAACCCGAGAGCCGUGAUGACGAGACGAGUUUAUUUCAGAGCUGCUGAAUUAGACUGCAUCAGCGUAAAUAUGACCUGUGUCAUAUUGAAGGUUUCAUCUGUGUAUUUCAUUCUUGUAUAAACUGACAAGCUGUUGAGCAAGGCAUCUUGAGUUCCUCAUCCAGUCUUACGGACACUAAACCGAGCGCACAGGUGACCGUGGAGAGUUGAGGGACCAGGGAAUCCAGAGCAUCGGCAGCAAAUACUAAGCUGCUCUGGCUCCACCUCAUUCAGAGCUUUGAUGCAGCAACUGUCCCACAAUACAGUUUGUUUGUUUUGUGCACUGAGUCAGUAAAAUAAUCAUGAUUGCACCUUUUAAGGGUUUAUACACCAUGUCAGACAGUUAGUUAUAUGACCUUCUCUCUCUUCAAUGUCUCAGUAUUGUUGGCUUACCUUGUCAGUUUUAGUCAUUACAGCUAACAAGCAACAUAAGAAUCCAUACUAAAGCCUUAACGCCAAAGGGCUUAGUCAGGAGAUUGAACAGUUUCAUGUCUUAUCAUUACAGCAAAUUCUUGUUUUGUUCUCAGUGUGCUUUGUCUCAGUGGUGGUUGUUUUUCCUGUGGAACACUGACAUUGAUUUGAUUUGACAAUGGCUGCAGUCAGCAACAACACACACAAAAAAAAAAAAAAAAGAAAAAGGAAAAAAAACAGCUGUUGAAACAGAUAGAGCUGAGGCAGAAAACAUCAGCCUUAAAACAAGAGUGUUGGUGUCUUCCUGUUCCUGUUGAUGGUUGGAUCAGCUUAUAAGACGGGCAUACAGGGAUCAGAGGAGUUGACAUGGUCGAUGUCAAGGUGACUACAUUCUUGAGAAGCCUUACAACAAGCAUGUAUGAAAUGUAAACAAAACCAAGCUUUUCCUCUAAUAAUGUACAGAUAUUCUUUUUAUUGUACAGUCAAACUUGCUUCCUCUGGAUUCAGGCCCUGCUCACGCCAGCAUCACAAACACACAUGGCAUCCCUGUGUGUGUUCAUGCUAUGACUGUAACAGGACAUGUUUGUAGGGCCUGUCUGAGAGGUCACAUGAUCUUUACCUAUGUUGAUGGUAAUGUACAGUACAGACUGUAAGAUUAUUUAUGCUGUAUAGAUAUGAAUGAAUGGAUGUCUCAGCAGAUGAAUUUUAUCCAGACACUUUGUGUAAACGUGUAAAUUCAGAAUAAAUGGACUUUCAACAUG